Trichobilharzia szidati is the source of this 1470-nucleotide messenger RNA. Lineage: Eukaryota; Metazoa; Platyhelminthes; Trematoda; Strigeidida; Schistosomatidae. The record is from the annotation of a GenBank genome assembly.
AUGGUCCAAAUUUCUAAAAAACGUGUUCGUAGAAACACAGUUGUUUUAGAUAGUGCCUCAACCUCGGUUAUAACUGCAUUACCACCCUGUAAUACAGCAUUAACUACUAGCUCACAAAAUGGCUUGAGUGCAAUUCUCACUCCUGUGAUACAGAUGAAAGAUGUUCUCUUAGAGAACUCUGAGAUCUGUAAAUUAGACCUCCUUGUGAAAGAUAUCCAAAGGCAAGUAAAUGAACUUCAGAAAAAGUUAGGUCAGUUUGAUAGAAUGUCACUGCCAUUGUCAAAUAUCACGGAGAGCAGUUCUGAUAUUGGCCAGGUUAAGUCUUUACUGGAUGUAACUCAAAGCAAGCUUUCGGAUUUAGACCCAAUAGCCUGUAUGUUAAGAAAGCAUCCUAAAAUGUCUCCAGACACCCUAAAUAAGGCUGAAAAUAUGAUUGACUGCUUGGCUGCGGAGGUGAUGAAGCGUAUAACCUCUUCUCACCAGGCUAUAGUUUACAAUGUCCCAGAUUCUCUUCCUCUGAAGACUGUUAAACACAAAAUCCUGAUUUGUUGCGGCAUGGCCAGUGUUCCAUGUGAAUGCAAAAGACUUCGUAAAAAGUCUAACCAGGCUAACUGUCCCAUUAUUUUUAAGUUCAGUAAUCCCCUUGAUUCUAGUAAGUUUAUUAAAUGCCAGGAUCACCUAAGACUGAACAGUAGUUAUAAGUCUAUAACCAUAGCUCAAGAUAAAACACCGUGUCAGCGCAGAAUGAUGCGGAGUAAUAACCUGGUCACCUCCUCUAGCUUAGAAUUACCCAAAAACGAUCGUGCACAGCAACAGUCACCUAAUGCUGACAUUAGCAUUCAGCAGACCACACAACAACCACGUAUGGCAAUGGAACUAGGGACUGAUUUAGAUACCAGUACCCCUGUAAAUAACGUCUCACCAAAAGAUGUUAAAAUAGGUAGAACUACUGCAAGCCGUUCCAAGAAAUUCUUACCCAAACGUGGUGACCUCACCACAAUGAACAAAUUUCGCCGGGUUGAGACUAAUGAUGGGGAAGAAUACUUUGUAUUCAAUAAGCUUGCUGAGAGUAAGACUGUCAAAAAACCCUCACCUCUUACGAAAAGUUCCUCUCGAAACACAAGUAUAUCUGGUGGUUUUCAGUAUGCUCCACCUUAUAGAAAGUCAGGCCCCAAAACCCCCAGAGUCUUACAACCAAAGCACCUUCCCUUUCAAUUUCCUUUAAGUUAUAAAACCAACACGAAGGUGUGUACCGGUAUGAUGGAUAGCACGUGGAUGGGUAGACCAUUUGAUGCUAUGCUUUUUAACCGUCAACCCAGGCCCAACAUCUACUAUCCUUAUAUCCAGGAACAAAUGGUAAAUUUUCCACGUGUCCCGAAUCACUGGUACGACCCAUGGCACCUAGGACCACCUCACUGCACUCUAACCCCGAUGCACAGACACCCAGUCCAACCCCCGUAUCAUUCAUAA